Molecule: messenger RNA, 1194 nt
Organism: Ananas comosus (pineapple)
Lineage: Eukaryota; Viridiplantae; Streptophyta; Magnoliopsida; Poales; Bromeliaceae
Product: probable WRKY transcription factor 49
Exons: 3
Coding region: 43-972 (309 amino acids)
Biological process (GO): regulation of DNA-templated transcription
Molecular function (GO): sequence-specific DNA binding; DNA-binding transcription factor activity
Source: RefSeq, a predicted model, not a curated record
CCUGUUAUCCCCUGUUUUUCUUUUUUUACUUUGAAACAAAGCAUGAUGGAUGAGUUAGAUGAGAUGGAGCAAAAUUGGCAUGAUGGGUUGGGAGAGGAACUCAUGAGAGAGCUCCUCGACAACACCACACCGCUCUUCUUCUCACCGCAGGUCGCGGAAGCAGAGGAGGAUUCGCAUCGCGAAUCAGUCGUGAACAAGCUAAUCUCGACGGUCUAUUCGGGCCCGACGAUCGGCGAUAUAGAGAGCGCGCUGUCUCUAACUAGCCAGAGCAGUGACACAGAGAAUCAAAACAAUUCUAGACCCAUAGUUUCUUUAACAGAGAAAGGGUUGAGUAAGAUGGAGAACAAGUACACACUGAGGAUAAAGACAUGUGGGAACGGGCUCAGUGAUGAUGGUUACAAGUGGAGAAAAUAUGGCCAAAAAGCAAUUAAAAACAGCCCCAAUCCAAGGAGUUACUACAGAUGCACCAACCCGCGGUGCAACGCAAAGAAACAAGUGGAAAGAUCGACGGAGGACCCGGAGACGCUCGUCGUGACGUACGAAGGUCUCCACCUUCACUACACCUACUCCCAUUUCCUUCUUUCCCGGUCCCCGGAGUUCAACUCCGCGGGCCUCAGCACGGCGAAGAAGCCCAAGAUCAACCCAAUGGGGCACAAGAACCAAAUUCCAGAUUACGCGCCGCAUGAACCCGCACCGCACAGCUCAGCAAUUGUAUCAUCAGAACAAUCACAAGGAGAAGAUCGUUUUGGUGAUCUACAAUAUGGACUCCUCGACGAGGACGAGAAGAGCGCGAGAGGUCUCGGGCUUUUGGAAGAUGUAGUUCCCCUGCUGGUGAGAAAGCCAUGCAACUCGACGACGACGUCCUCGUGCGAUCCAUACUCGCCUCAGGCGUCGUCGCCUUCGAUCUCCUCUCUUUCGUGGACUCCGAAUUCGCCUUGUAUUGAUAUGAGUAUUCUCUCCAACAUUAUGUGAAAGAAAAGGAAUUAAUUGCUGGGCAAAUGGACUAGCACUAGAAUUACGUACAUUGAGUUGCAAGCUUGUUAAUUAGCUUAAGAUGGUAGCUUUUAUAAACUAUAAAACUAUGAGAAAUCAGAGCUGCCAUGUAGAAUUAUAGGUUAGGGAGUGCUAAACCAUGCGGCGGCGACGUAAAUUAUAUGUUUUAUGAUAUGUUCAUCAGCAACUUCUGUACAUUUA